AUGGAAGCAGUCCCUGCAGAUUUCGGCAAACGCGUGUACCAAGGGGUGCGAGUGAAGCACACGGUCAAGGAUCUCCUGGCUGAGAAGCGAUCCCGGCAGAACAGCGGCUCCCGCUUCAGCGGCAGCACCAGCGCAGCACAGUCGCCCUUUGGCCAAAUGCCAGGCUCUCCCACCACCGCUGGUUACUACGGCGUCCGCAGACCCUUCCCACCCGAGCUGGAUUUCCACGGCACCAAGCAGUUUGGCAGCGAUGCCUACUCCUCCCCUCUGGCCUCCAAGCCCUUCUCCUGCGACCCCUCUGCCCCCCAGGGCUGCCCAGCCCUCCUGGAGCCCUAUCUCAGCGAGCAGUUCGGGGAUCACCGUGCUGCUCCUCCUCCUCUCCCGGCUGCCACCAGCUCCUUCUUCAGCGCUCCAGCCGUGCCCCCUCUGCUGCCAUCCUUCCCCAGCGACACGGGACACUUCCUGCUCAGAGAGCCCUGGGAGCAGCCCUCACCCGAGAGCCUUGGCCAGCCUGACAGUGCCUGCUCGGAGCCCCUGCAGGCGCUCCCUGCCACCUCCAGCUGCCUCUCCCUGCCCGAACCCGGGGCUGCUUCCCCGUUCCGAGGCUCAGGUUGGAGCCCAGCCCUCCCUGGAGCCCAGCCCUACCCUCUGCACCCCCUUGAAGACGCCCACUACUCCCCCAGCUACGCUGCCACCUCUCCCUACAGCCUGUCCCCGUUCAUGGCCGUGGCCAGCGAGCCCUCCAGGAUGAGCCACCUGUGCCCUGAGCCACCCUCGGAGCCACCACACCUUCCCGAGCAUUCUGCCUGGGCCAAAGAGGAUGGAAGUGCCCUCUGGGGGACUUAUGAAGGCAGGAGAACUUACUGA
Messenger RNA from Melozone crissalis (California towhee), 867 nucleotides. RefSeq names its product POU class 2 homeobox associating factor 2 (gene POU2AF2). NCBI's taxonomy places the organism in Eukaryota, Metazoa, Chordata, Aves, Passeriformes, Passerellidae. The transcript is spliced from 5 exons. The coding region runs from base 1 to 867 and encodes 288 amino acids. The record is from RefSeq and is a predicted model, not a curated record. Gene Ontology annotation, molecular function: DNA binding; POU domain binding.